This is a messenger RNA of Pseudocercospora fijiensis CIRAD86, 1052 nucleotides long. RefSeq lists its product as uncharacterized. NCBI's taxonomy places the organism in Eukaryota, Fungi, Ascomycota, Dothideomycetes, Mycosphaerellales, Mycosphaerellaceae. The coding region runs from base 123 to 908 and encodes 261 amino acids. Gene Ontology annotation, biological process: actin filament organization; actin cortical patch localization; endocytosis. The transcript has 6 exons. Gene Ontology annotation, molecular function: lipid binding; protein binding. The record is from RefSeq and is a predicted model, not a curated record. Gene Ontology annotation, cellular component: Rvs161p-Rvs167p complex; mating projection tip; medial cortex.
AUACUGACCGCGCCGGCCGGUCACAGCACUCCGCACGUUCAAUCGCCCCGUCGUAUUCCUCACUCCCAUACAGCAGCAUCGUCCCCGCCGGCGUACGAAACAGAGCACAAUUCUGAGCCAACAUGUCGUGGUCCGGCUUCAAGAAGAAUGUCGGCCGCGCGACGACGCAGGUCAUGAUGAAGACAGGCCACGUCGAAAAGACCAGCGACCGCGAAUAUGAAGUCGAAGAACGCCGCUACCGCACCCUCGAGUCUGCCUCGCUGCGAUUACAGAAGGAAGCAAAGGGCUACCUCGACUCGUUGCGAGCCAUGACUGCCUCCCAGAUGCGCAUCGCCGAGACCAUUGACGCUUUCUACGGCGACAGCGGCGCAUCAGACGGCGUCAGCAGAAGCUACAAGCAGGCCGUGGAAGAUCUCGACGCAGAGACUGUCAAGGCGCUUGAUGGGCCUUAUAGGACAACCGUGCUGGAGCCCAUCAAUCGCUUUUGCGCCUACUUUCCCGACAUCAACGAAUGCAUUAAGAAGCGAAACCACAAAAUGCUCGACUACGAUGCCAUGCGAUCGAAAGUCAAGAAGCUUGUGGAGAAGCCGGACAAGGAUCCCUCCAAGCUCCCACGCACGGAGAAGGAGACUGAAAUGGCGAAAGUCGCAUAUGAACAACUUAACCAGCAGCUGACGGACGAGCUGCCACAAUUAAUAGACCUUCGGGUACCCUACCUCGACCCAUCCUUCGAAGCUUUAGUCAAGAUCCAGUUACGAUUCUGCGCCGAAGCAUACAGUCGGAUGGCACAGGUACAGCAAUAUCUUGACGCAUCAACGAGAGACCAGUACGCAAGCGGUGAUCUGGACGCACGUGUGGAAGAUGUUCUUGGGCAGAUAAGAGAGCUCAGCAUUGCAGGCACGGUCUAAGAGACGCGUGCGCAGUGAGAGGCCUAUGACAAUGUUAUGAGAUGAGACAUGGAACGGAGUUGAUGAGAGCGAAGAAAGCAUGUUGCUCGCAAAUGAAGCGUAAUUCAAUCGCCUAGUACUACCACAAUUCUAGUGCCUGUGCAG